Molecule: messenger RNA, 3444 nt
Organism: Papaver somniferum (opium poppy)
Lineage: Eukaryota; Viridiplantae; Streptophyta; Magnoliopsida; Ranunculales; Papaveraceae
Product: putative disease resistance protein RGA3
Exons: 2
Coding region: 58-2901 (947 amino acids)
Biological process (GO): defense response to other organism
Molecular function (GO): ADP binding
Source: RefSeq, a predicted model, not a curated record
UAAUUUGUUUUCCAAUUUCAGAAAAGUAAAUUCACUCGGUGUUUCUGUUCACUGGUGAUGGCUUCUUCAUCCUCGUCUGUGAUGACGUUAGUCAUCAAUAAGCUAAAUGACGUCAUUCUUCUGCUCUCAGAUGAGAUCGGAAAGCAAUUUUCCGAUACCAUAAAAAAAUUGAGGAAACUGGAAAACACACUGAACGCAAUCGGAUCCGUGGUUGAAGAUGCAGAAUUAAAGCAAUUAGGAGACGAUGAAAUCGGUGAUUUUCUUGAUCGGAUUAAAGACUUGGUGUACAAAAUCGAAGAUUUGCUGGAUGAAUUGGUCUUAUUUCUUCAACACAAGAGAGAAGGUGAUUUUAAUCCUAUAAGUAUUAGUAAUGUUUGUUCUUCAGUUGCUCCGUCUUUAAGUUGUGCUUUUGUGCUUUUUGAUAAAUCUAAAAAAUUAUCGAGUUUAAGGAGGAAAUUAGAAAAAAUGAAAUCAGAGAGUUUAGAUCUUGAAUUAAAUAGUGAGUUACCAGGACAUCCAGAUGAUUCAUGUACACAUAGUUAUCGUAAUUUCUGUGAAGAUGAUGAUUUUUUUUGUGGUCGGGAAUCAGAUAAGGAAAAUAUUAAGGAAAUGUUAUUAGAAGGUGAUAAAUCACAAGGUGUUAGAGUCAUAAGUAUUGUUGGAAUGGGUGGACUUGGCAAGACGACUCUUGCUCAACUUGUGUAUAAUGAUGACAAGGUGAAAAAACAUUUUGAUACUAGACUCUGGAUUUCUGUACCUCAAACUGCUGCAUCUUAUCUGGAGAUGACUGUGAAGAGUAUAUUGGAUGCUCUACCGUCUUGUGAUAAUGAUGAUUCUACUUCUCUUUGUGGUGAUUUGAAUGGUGCUGAUAUGCGUAGUCCUUCGACUCUCUUGGCCGAACGUAUUAAACAUAAGAAAUUCUUACUUGUUUUGGAUGAUGUCUGGAAUGAGGAUAUCCGCGAUUGGCAACAUCUGAAGAGCCUUCUUGUUGCUGCUCCUGGAAGCAGCUUACUGAUCCUCACGCGCAAUAAAAUGGCUGCCUAUUUGAUGAGCACGACGAUUCUUCAUGAGCUACAGCCUUUAUCCAAGGAGUUGGCUUGGGAAUUGUUUUGUCGAAAUGCUUACGGGAAACAGGGCAAUGAUGCUGAUGCAGUGAAACCUUUUGAAGACAUCGGAAGGAUACUUUAUCAGCGUUGCGACGGCGUCCCUCUUGCGCUAAAGUGUCUAGGUGGUCUGCUUCGCACAAAAACAACCAGACAGGAAUGGGAAGAUGUUAUGGAAAGUGAUAAAUGGGAGCUGCUAGAGAUGGAACCAAUCCUGCCGGCUCUUUACUUCAGCUACUACAGUUUGCCACCUAUUCUCAAACUCUGCUUCUCUUAUACCGCCCUAUUUCCAAAGGCUUGGGUGAUCAACAAGGAAACACUGAUAAAGCUGUGGAUGGCGGAAGGUUUCCUAAGCUCGUCCACAACAAAAGAUAGAGAUCCAGAUUCGAUAGGGGAGGAGUGCUUUCGUGAAUUAAUAAUGCGUUCGUACUUCAAUCCUCAUGAAAGGAACAAAGACGGUGAGGUAACUUGCAUCAAGAUGCAUGAUCUGGUGCAUGACUUAGCCGCCUCUAUGAGUGGGCACUCUGUUGUGGAAAUCGACAAGGCACCUUUCAAAACAAGCAAGGCUCGCCAUCUGUCAGUUCUGCAUAGCAACUUUGAUUCCAUCGCCAGCUCUAUACAGAAGGAAAACCACGACUACACUCUAAAACUCUCCACUCUAAUAUUCAACAAUUCCAAAUGCAGAGUGAUUUCCAGAACAGUCUCGCCAAAUCUCUUUGCUCACAUGAAAUUUCUUAAGGUAUUGGAUUUCAGUUUUCUUAACCUUUCAGAAAUACCUGAUGAAGUGGGGAAAUUGAAGCAUCUGCGGUACCUAAACUUGUCUCACACAAAUCUACAAUCUCUUCCUGAAAAAGUUUGUGAUCUACAUAAUCUGCAGACUUUAGCCCUCAACGACUGCCAACAACUUUCGAAAUUGCCUGACAGUUUGGUUAAAUUAAGUGGCUUGAGACAUCUUGAAAUUCAAAGUACUCCUAAACUGCUAUACUUACCACAAGGAACUGGGAGGUUAACGUCCCUUCAGACGUUAUCCAAAUUCCCCGUGAGUAUCGUGAAACUGGGAUGCAGGAUUAGAGAGCUCCAGGACCUCAACAAACUGCAAGGCUGCAUAAACAUAAUAGGUUUGCAUACAGUGGAGAACUUCAAGGAGGUUAGUGAUGCUAAACUGAUGAACAAGGAGAAUCUCCACGAACUCCGGUUAGAUUUUUCACCGUACAAGCUGGAAAAUCUAGGAGAAGACGAGGUUAGAAAGACGGAGAGGGUGCUUGAAGACCUUCACCCACAUCCAAACAUAAAGAAAAUGACGCUCACUCAUUUUCUCGGGUCGAAGCUCCCAAGAUGGCUGGAGAAUGAUUCCUUGUUACCUAAUCUUCGCAGGUUAAAGCUACAAGAUUGCAUGAACUGUACAAUGUUACCUGCAUUGGGUAACCUACCAUCCCUUGAAGAAUUGUUUAUACAAAAUCUGGAUAGUAUUAAGGAUAUCGGGAAUGAGUUCUAUGGAAUUGGCAGUAGUUGCAAAUAUGUGAAGGAGCUAGCAUUCCCAAAGCUGGAAGAACUUCAUUUUGUUGAUAUGUCUAAAUUUGAGCACUGGGAUUUCAUUGCUCCAGAUGAGAAGAAGAUUAUGCCUUUUAUUCGAGAGUUGCAUAUUCGAAACUGCCCCAAAUUGAUUGUAUUGCCGCACUUCUUUCCAGAUACUUUGAAGAAUGUGGAUGUACCAGAUACCUUGAAGAAAGUGGGUGUAAGUCGUUGUGCAAAAUUGACUUCCUCUGCUCUCGAUAAUUUGGUUUGCAAGAAGGGUUGAGAACUUGAGAUGUGGGUAUUCAAGGUCAGCGGCAUCCACUAAGGAUCCUGAGAAAUGAUCUGAAUUCGUCCAGCAUCUCUGUUUUCAGAGUUCAAAAGUCAGAGUGAGCGGAAAGGAGCUGGGUUCUGAGGGGUGGAAUGUCAUACCUUGCGAGCACAAAAUCUUUACUCUUGGCACGAAUAUCCACAGGAGUAUGAAAAUAAUAGCUAAACGGUGUUUUGAGGUGCAAGCUCAGCCAACUAAGAUGGCUUCACUUAUAUCUACGAAAUCUCUUGUCUUCUAUCUUUCAGAAAGUGAGGAAAUCUGUAUGGUACCUGUGGCAAAGUUUCGUUUAUUAACAGUUGCUUCACUUUCUUAAACAACUAAUGCCGUAAGUUCGUACUUUUAUGUAACCAGAUUUGAUUCAGUUUGUAAGGAUUUUAAAUAGAACUUCAGGUGCCUAAUCAUUCUGUAAGCCGGAUAAGGAUAAUGUCUUUAUGUAAUUCAAUGUCCUGUGUACUCCGAGAACAUUUAGCUGCAUAAUUGAACCAUAAAAUCCAACCA